This is a messenger RNA of Acanthoscelides obtectus, 816 nucleotides long. Lineage: Eukaryota; Metazoa; Arthropoda; Insecta; Coleoptera; Chrysomelidae. The record is from the annotation of a GenBank genome assembly.
AUGAAACCAUCUAAACUGCAAGACCAUCUGAGAAGAUCCCACCCUGAUAAAACAGAGAAAAAUUUGAAAUACUUUCAAACACUCAAAGAUAAAUUUCAGAAGAGACCUACACUGGACAGAAUGUUCGCUUCGACGUCGCAAAGAAAUGAUGAUGGUUUGCGGGCGUCUUACAAUAUCUCGUUACUUAUAGCAAAAUCCGGAAAACCGCAUACUAUCGGAGAGAAGUUAAUUUUUCCAGCCGUUGAAGAGGUUUUAAAAACUGUUUUAUACAAACCUGCAUCUGAUAUCAUUAAAAGAAUUCCCUUAAGCAACAGUACUGUUGAAAGACGUAUUGAUGAAAUGAGUGCUGAUAUUGAAAGCUUCUUAUGUAAUUAUUUGCAAACGACCCAUUUCUCUAUACAACUGGACGAGUCAACUUUACCUGAUAAUGCAGCAUUAUUAUUUGCAUAUGUUUGUUUUAUUAUGAAUCAAGAAAUCUACGAAGAACUGCUCUUCGCAAGAACUUUGAUAACCGACACUAAAGAUGAAUCAAUAUUUCAUGUUUUGAAGGAUUACUUCAUUGAAAAAGCAAUUCCUUUAUCAAAUAUAAUAUCAGUAGCUACAGAUGGAGCACCUGCCAUGGUUGGACGUUAUCGUGGAUUUAUAAGCUAUUUAAAACAAAAUGUGUCAGGGGUGUUAGCAAUACAUUGCGUCAUCCAUCGACAACAUUUAGUUGCUAAAAAUUUGAGUGUUAGAUUGCAUGAAUCACUUCAUUUAGUCAUUGAUGCAGUAAACCGAAUCCGAAGCAACGCGUUGAAUACGCGGUUAUUUGCGUAG